UUGCCCGGGCCUCGGCCGGGGUGCUGGGGCGCUGGGUCCCCGGGUCCCCCGGAGCUUCGGAGGGCCUGACUGGAGGAAGGGAUUGCAGCUCUAGGGACUGGAUGGGGCGCCCUCAGCCCCUCCUUCGGCAGCUGUCCCGGGUUAGGCUGGGUGGGGGCCGCCUCGGACCCAGCUCUGGGCUGGUUUCCCCACAUCUUACUCUUGCUGGAGGGAGGGGAGGGCUGGUGGUGUGGGGCCUGGGCUGAGGAUGGCACCCUGGACACUGAGGGAGGACACCAUCUGGCCCUGGGACUGGCAGCCCUGCAGGGAGCUGUCCUGUCGGGGCACCGGGCUUUGGCUGCCCGAGUCAGCGCCCUUCCACGCGGCCCACCGACUUUGAGCCCUGAGUUCCCUGAGGGUGAGGGCAGGAGAAUCCCAGGGAAGAGGCCUGGGCCACUCGCUGGUGGCUGGGACAGAGUCCUGGCUCCACUCCCGCAGGGCGAAUCGGCCCGGAGCCAGGGCCCCUGGCAAGGCCGCUCUGGUUCCAAUUGUGCCGGGUGGCGGCAGAGCCAGGACAAAGGAGGCCUGUUGAGGCCCUGGCCACCCCUCCCCAGCUGGCCUCCCUGGGAUGAUGGAAUUCGGGACAGCGGGUCUUCUGAGAACAGAAGGACCUUGGAGCCCCGCUGGGGGUGGUGGGAGGGACACCGUGUGGGGGAGGAGCGUCCUGUCUGCUGCUUCCGCCUGGGGCUGGGGUGAGGGCUCCAGCAGCUGAGUUCCUGCUAGAGGAAGUGCUUUGGGGUCACAGGGCAGACGCAGAGGCCUCCAGCCUGUCCUGCCUUUUCUCUCCAAAGAGGAGAUGGGCAGCAAGAGGCUCCGGAGGCGGCGUCCAGGCUCUGAGCUGGCCUAGGUCCGCAGACUGGCGGGGUGUUGGCCAUGGACACAGCCCAGCCACCGCCCUUUGUCCUCGAUGUCCCUGAGACCCCAGGGGACCAGGGCAGCCGGGAGCCCAGUCCCUAUGAUGAGAGCGAGGUGCACGACUCCUUCCACCAGCUCAUCCAAGAGCAGAGCAGGUGGGCUGCCCAGGAGGGGCUGGAGCUGCAGCAGAGAGCGAGGGGGGCCGCAGGGAGUGGCCUGCACACACUGUCGGGGUCUGAGGGCGCCCACAGCACGGCCACCCUCCGCAUCCUGGCCAGCAUGCCCAGCCGCACCAUUGGCCGCAGCCGGGGUGCCAUCAUCUCCCAGUACUACAACCGCACGGUGCAGCUUCGGCGCCGGAGCAGCCGGCCCCUGCUGGGGAACUUGGUGCGCUCUGCCCGGCCCAGCCUCCGCAUGUACGACCUGGAGCUGGACCCCAGGGCCCAGGAGGAGGAGGAGAAGCAGAGCCUCCUGGUGAAGGAGCUCCAGAGCCUGGCAGUGGCGCAGCGGGACCACAUGCUUCGAGGGAUGCCCUUAAGCCUGGCUGAGAAACGCAGCCUGCGAGAGAAGAGCCAGACCCCGAGGGGGAAGUGGAGGGGCCAGCGGGGCCACGGCGGCGUCUGCUCCUGCUGUGGCUGGCUCAGAUAUGCCUGCGUGCUGACCUUGCACAGCCUGGGGCUGGCGCUGCUCUCCAGCCUGCAGGCUCUGACGCCGUGGCGCUACGCCCUGAAGCGCAUCGGGGGCCAGUUCGGCUCCAGCGUGCUCUCCUACUUCCUCUUUCUCAAGACGCUGCUGGCUUUCAAUGCCCUCCUGCUGCUGCUGCUGCUGGCUUUCAUCGUGGGCCCGCAGGCUGCCUUCCCGCCCGCCCUGCCGGGCCCCGUCCCCGUCUGCACGGGCCUGGAGCUCCUCACAGGCGCGGGCUGCUUCACCCACACUGUCAUGUACUACGGCCACUACAGUAAUGCCACGCUGAACCAGCCAUGUGGUGGACCUCUGGAGGGUGGCCGGUGCUCACCCAGGGCGAGUGGCCUGCCCUACAACAUGCCCCUGGCCUACCUCUUCACCGUGGGCGUGGGCUUCUUCAUCACCUGCAUCACCCUGGUAUACAGCAUGGCUCACUCUUUCGGGGAGAGCUACCGGGUGGGCAGCACCUCUGGCAUCCACGCCAUCACCGUCUUCUGCUCCUGGGACUACAAGGUGACGCAGAAGUGGGCCUCCCGCCUCCAGCAGGACAACAUUCGCACCCGGCUGAAGGAGCUUCUGGCCGAGUGGCAGCUGCGGCAGAGCCCCAGGAGCGUGUGCAGGAGGCUGCGGCAGGUGGCCACACUGGGGCUCGUGUGGCUGCUGUGUCUGGGGACCGCGCUCGGCUGCGCUGUGGCCGUCCACGUCUUCUCGGAGUUCAUGAUCCAGAGUCUGGAGGCUGCUGGCCAGGAGGCCGCGCUGCUGGUCCUGCCCCUGGUGGUGGGCCUUCUCAACCUGGGGUCCCCCUACCUGUGCCGCAUCCUGGCUGCCCUGGAGCCACAUGACUCCCCGGUGCUGGAGGUGUACGUGGCCAUCUGUAGGAACCUCAUCCUCAAGCUGGCCAUCCUAGGGACACUGUGCUACCGCUGGCUGGGCCGCAGGGUGGGCGUGCUGCGGGGCCAGUGCUGGGAGGACUCAGUGGGCCAGGAGCUGUACCGGUUCCUGGUGAUGGACUUCGUCCUCACGCUGCUGGACACGCUUUUUGGGGAACUGGUGUGGAGGAUUAUCUCCGAGAAGAAGCUGAAGAGGAGGCGGAAGCCUGAGUUUGACAUUGCCCGGAAUGUGCUGGAGCUGAUUUACGGGCAGACUCUGACCUGGCUGGGGGUGCUCUUCUCGCCCCUCCUUCCCGCUGUGCAGAUCAUCAAGCUGCUGCUCGUCUUCUACAUCAAGAAGACCAGCCUUCUGGCCAACUGCCAGGCGCCGCGGCGGCCGUGGCUGGCCUCGCACAUGAGCACCGUCUUCCUCACGCUGCUCUGCUUCCCCGCCUUCCUGGGCGCCGCUGUCUUCCUCUGCUACGCUGUCUGGCAGGUGAAGCCCUCAGACAUCUGUGGCCCCUUCCGGACCCUGGACACCAUGUACGAGGCCGGCAGGGUGUGGGUGCGUCACCUGGAGGCGGCGGGCCCCAGGGUCUCCUGGCUGCCCUGGGUGCAUCGGUACCUGGUGGAAAACACCUUCUUCGUCUUCCUGGUGUCUGCGCUGCUGCUGGCCGUGAUCUAUCUCAACAUCCAGGUGGUGCGGGGCCAGCGAAAGGUCAUCUGCCUGCUCAAGGAGCAGAUCAGCAACGAGGGGGAGGACAAAAUCUUCUUAAUCAACAAGCUUCACUCCAUCUACGAGAAGAAGGAGAGGGAGGAGAGGAGCAGGGUUAGGACGAGCCAGGCUGUGGUACCUCCUACCCUGCUCACAGAUGAACGGGAUGCCUAGGGGAUGGGGAUGGGCCUCGAGGGCCCGCCCAGCACCCUGAGACCACACUGGUGUCUCCCAGUGACCCCGCCGGAUACCAGGACCAGGAAGUCACUCUGCCUCUCCUCUUGAAAGCUAGGCUGGAGCUAGAAGGCUGGGUGAAUCUGGCUUGGGCACCCCCAGUGAACUCUUCCCUGUGACUGUUUAUUCCGAUUAAACGCGUUGUGCAGGUGG
This is a messenger RNA of Saimiri boliviensis boliviensis (Bolivian squirrel monkey), 3549 nucleotides long. Lineage: Eukaryota; Metazoa; Chordata; Mammalia; Primates; Cebidae. The record is from RefSeq and is a predicted model, not a curated record.